Messenger RNA from Eruca vesicaria subsp. sativa (arugula), 1140 nucleotides. The record is from the annotation of a GenBank genome assembly. NCBI's taxonomy places the organism in Eukaryota, Viridiplantae, Streptophyta, Magnoliopsida, Brassicales, Brassicaceae.
AUGGAUGAGAGCGAGAACAAACCGAGUCAUCCUCCGGUGAUCUCCACCUGGUCGGAUCUUUGUCCGGACUUGCUACGAAGUGUUUUCGAACUAUUGAGUUUCACAAAUCUCGUGCGAGCUAAGUCAGUUUGUAAGUCAUGGAACUCUGCUUGGAGAAGCUGCACCCCCAAGCGAAAUCAGAUUCCGUGGCUGAUACUCUUCCCACAAGAGAACCAAACCAAUAGUAACAAUAAUAGUUGUGCUUUAUUCGUUCCAGAUGAUAAAGACAACAUUUACAAGACACGAGAUCUCGGUGCUAACUUCACACGAAGCCGUUGUGUUGCGAGUUACGGUAGCUGGCUCUUGAUGCGAGACCACGUUCGGAAUCUAUACAUUAUUAAUCCAUUGACGUUAGAGAGAAUUGAUCUACCACAGUACUAUUCCUUAUCUAAACACUUGAUCAGACAACCACGCCUAGCUUGUCUCUGGGUAGACAACAUAACCAGAAAUUACCUAGUCCUUUGGGUCUUGUAUGACCAUAUGGUCUACACUAGGAAAGGUGAUGGCAGGUGGAGAACCGCUAGCACUGAUCGCGUUGGAGAACCUAAACAAAUUGUCUAUAACUGCAAAGAUCACAAGGUCUACUUUACUACCGAAUUAUCUUGGAUAGUCUUUGUUUGGGAUUUCUCUGAUGACAUCCCAAAAGAAAAUCAGAAUCUUUUACCUUUUGACGUCGCGAUAUAUGACCUUUUCGAUGAAGGCACAGUCGAGUUGAGUAAGUAUUUUUACUUUAGAAGAAUGAUUGCAACCAGAGUAUCUGGACAAGUUCUGGUUGUAACUUGUAUGGUGCAGGACUCCAUAUGGCAGUUUCGCAUCUUCGAGUACGAUCCUCUGACGACGAGUUGGGAAAAAGCGGAUGAUUUAGGUGAUGAGGCUCUAAUCCUCGACAUGGGUUUCACUGUUGUCGCCAAAGAUAUCAUCCCUGCAGGGCUGAAGAGAAACUCUAUCUACUUCAGUGGUAGCGAUCAUUACAAAAAGGAUCCGGACCAUAUAUUUGUCUAUGAUCUCGGCACCCGAACCACAGAGCAUUUGCCACAAUCGGUUGUCUCCUCGGUAGGCUUCUCCCAUGCUCGAUGGUUCUUCCCGGAUAUCACCUGUUAA